GCCGCGAGCUGCGCGCACGGCGGCGCUGGGCUGCGCAGCGAUCGGACAUUGCCGACUGGGAGAGCGAGCCGCGCUGUGCCUCCCACAGUGACGUGACGCGGACGUGACCAAGUGACGAGUGCCGUGUGCGAACCCCCCGAGGAUUACGCCGUGCAAGAGGAACGCUGUCAACUCCUUCAGUGGUCCUCCAGGCGCGGCAGUGCAGCAGCAUGACGGCGACAUUUAGGAGCAGCGGCCGGUAGAGGCUCGCCACCAUGCACGAGUACGCCCUGCCCACGACGGGCGGCGGCAGCGGCUACCGCCAGCAGCAGCAGCUGCAGCAGCUGCAGCAGGAGUACGCGCACGAGUACUCGCAGGAGUACACGCCGCCGUCGCGCGCCGGCCGCAGCAAUGACUACACCCCCGGCGACUACGGCGGCGACUACGCGGCGGACUACGCGGGCGGCGACUACGCCAACGAGUACCAGACCGAGUACCAGCAGCCGCACGUCAACGGGCCGCCGCCCCCGCUGCCCAGCCGCAGGGGGAACAGCCACCAGACCAGGCUGGCCGGGACGACGCCCAGCUCCGCCAUCAUGGCGGCCAACCCCCAGCUGACUCCGGUGGUGCUGCCAUCCUUCCCGACGUCGCUCCGGGCGGGCUCCGGCGCCACGUACUCGCCGUACUCGCCGUCCCGCUUCCACAUCGACAAGCGCUGCCAGCACCGGUGCUCCUGGAAGUGCUGCUCGCUGGCGCUCAUCCUGCUGUGCGUCGUGCUCACCGGCAUGCUGGCCUACUUUGGAGUGGGCUCCAUGCGACCCGGACUCGACCCCAGCGGCUGCUCCAUCAACGUGCAGGACAACAAGGACGCCGUGAGGGACGAGGCCUCGCUGGGGCUGGCGCCCUCGCAGACCUCGCCGACGGAAGAAUCACUGCCCACCAGCACGGCCGUGCAGUACGCGAGCGCGAGUUCGCGCGCGCCGGCCGACACCCCCGACCGCCCACCGGACCUACCCAGCAUCCAGCAGCAGCAGCAACAACAGCAGCAGCAGCCGCCGCUGCAGCCCCUGCAGCCC
Molecule: messenger RNA, 1055 nt
Organism: Thrips palmi
Lineage: Eukaryota; Metazoa; Arthropoda; Insecta; Thysanoptera; Thripidae
Product: teneurin-a-like
Exons: 5
Source: RefSeq, a predicted model, not a curated record